Knipowitschia caucasica is the source of this 1317-nucleotide messenger RNA. The record is from the annotation of a GenBank genome assembly. Lineage: Eukaryota; Metazoa; Chordata; Actinopteri; Gobiiformes; Gobiidae.
AUGAUGGCGGGUGAAAUCUCGAUGAUCGGUUCUGUGAUCCUGGCUCUGUUUCUGGCUGGAUACUUGGGCCAGCAAUAUUUGCCACCUCCCAAACCCAAAGUGAUCGGCAUGGACCUGGGCACCACCUUCUGCUCUGUGGGAGUUUUUCACCCGGGCGGUGGAGAGGUGGAGGUGAUUGCAGAUGAAGAGGGCAGGAAAAGUGUUCCGAGCGCAGUCUCUUUCACAAACACUGCAGUGCUGUCAGGACAUGAAGCCGUAGACCAGGCGCACGGCAGUCCACAAAACACAAUUUAUGAUGCAAAGAGGUUCAUUGGAAAAAUCUUUGAGCCUGGAGUCCUGGAGAGGGAAAGUGUACGGUAUCCAUUUAAGAUCAUCAAUAACAACGGCAGUGCUGAGUUUGAGAUCUCCACAAACCACACUUUCACCGUGAGUCCGGAGUUCAUCGGCUCUCGGCUCCUGCUGAAGAUGAAGAAGAUGGCGGAGCUUCACCUGGGGGUCCCCAUCCACAAAGCAGUUAUUUCAGUUCCUGCAGAGUUUGACGAACGCCAGAGGAAUUUCACCAUUAGAGCUGCGAACCUCGCCGGUUUGGAGAUUUUGCGAGUCAUAAACGAGCCGACCGCAGCUGCCAUGGCUUAUGGGCUGCACAAGGUGGACGUGUUCAAUGUUCUGGUGGUGGAUUUGGGGGGAGGGACCCUGGAUGUCUCUCUGCUCAACAAACAGGGGGGAAUGUUCCUUACCAGAGCCAUGGCGGGGAAUAACAAACUGGGAGGGCAAGACUUCAGCCAACACCUGCUUCAGUUCAUGACCGAGCGUGUCACACAGGAGUUCGGGGUCCCUCCUAAACUCAAAGAAGACAUCCACCGCUUACGUCAGGCCGUUGAAGCUGCAAAACUCAACCUCACAGUGAAAAAUACCACCCGUAUCAAUGUACCACUGCACCUACACUUAAGCGACGACUCAGAAGCGCCUAAAAAUAUCAUAUUCAACACCGAAAUCACCCGCAAGCAGUUUGAAGAGCUCAACGAGGACCUUUUCCACAAAAUACUCACUCCAAUUGAGACCGUUUUAGCUGAAGGACAUCUGGAUAAAGGAGAAGUGGAUGAGAUUGUCCUCGUUGGCGGGUCGACCAGGAUACCACGCAUCAGAAAAAUAAUUACAGAGUUUUUCGGGAAGGAGCCCAAUACGUCUGUAGACCCAGACUUGGCUGUGGUCAUCGGUGUAGCCAUUCAAGCUGGAAUCAUGGGAGGGUCUUGGCCUUUACAAGUGAGCGCUAUUGAGAUUCCAAAUAGACACUUACGCAAAACAAACUUGAACUGA